Messenger RNA from Bathycoccus prasinos, 1683 nucleotides. RefSeq names its product citrate synthase. The record is from RefSeq and is a predicted model, not a curated record. Bases 1 to 1683 code for a protein of 560 amino acids. NCBI's taxonomy places the organism in Eukaryota, Viridiplantae, Chlorophyta, Mamiellophyceae, Mamiellales, Bathycoccaceae. Gene Ontology annotation, cellular component: mitochondrial matrix. Gene Ontology annotation, biological process: carbohydrate metabolic process; tricarboxylic acid cycle. The transcript has a single exon.
AUGAGCGAGGACUUCGAGAAGAAGCACGUGAACAGUUUUCGAGCGAACGAACGCGUGGCGCAUUUUUCGAGGACCGUUUCGAUGCGCACUAAUGCUACGAAUAACACCGUUUUGACGAGAAGUUCUUGCAACGCUUCUAAAGAUGAUGGGCGAGCGGGUGCGCUGGAAAUUCUCGAUUCGAGAACGGGGCGGAAAUACGUAAUCCCAAUCUCCUCCGAUGGCACGAUCAACGCCUCGGCGUUUAAAGAUAUCAAAGGACCGAUGAAAGAGAACACGAGUUAUGAGAGUAAUAAAGGUUUAGUUGUAUACGACCCAGGGUACACGAACACGAGUCCGUGCGUGAGCCGAAUAAGUUACAUCGACGGCGAGAAAGGGAUUUUGAGGUACCGCGGGUACCCGAUCGAGACGUUAGCGGAGAAGAGUUCGUACUUGGAGUGCGCGUUUUGCGUGAUUUACGGGAACUUACCGACGGCGAACCAACUGGCGGAUUGGAGAGAGGCGAUUUCGAGGCACUCGGCGUUGCCGAUUCCGGUGAUUAAUACCAUCGAGGCGUUGCCGCACGACGCGCACCCGAUGGGGGUGAUUUUGGCCGGGUUGAACGCGUUGUCCGUGUUUCAUCCGGAGCAAAACCCGGCGUUAGCCGGGAACGGGAUUUAUCAAAACAAAGACGUGCAAGAUAAACAAAUCGUGAGAAUUUUGGGGAAGAUGACGACGUUGGCGGCGCACGCGUAUCAUCGAAACACAGGGAGGAAACCGGCGCCGCCGAACGCGAGGUUAUCGUACGCGGAAAACUUUUUGUACAUGUUAGACGCUGGUUUGGAUAUUUCGCAUAGGCCGAAUCCAAAGUUGGCGAAAGCGUUGGAUACGAUGUUUUUGUUACACGCGGAACACGAGAUGAACUGUUCGACCGCGGCGUGCAGGCAUUUAGCCUCGAGCGGCGUGGACGUGUAUUCCGCCGUCGCCGGCGCGGUGGCGGCGUUGUACGGGCCGUUACACGGAGGCGCGAACGAAGCCGUGUUGAGAAUGCUCGAACGCAUCGGCUCGGUGGAGAACAUUCCCGACUUCAUCGAACGCGUGAAAAGAAAAGAAGUAAAAAUGUUUGGAUUCGGCCAUCGAGUGUAUAAGAACUUCGAUCCGAGAGCGAACGUAAUUCGAGGGAUUGCCGAGGAGGUGUUUUCGUUAGUCGGACGCGAUCCGUUGAUUGACGUCGCGGUGGCGUUGGAGAAACACGCGAGAACGGACGAGUAUUUCAUCAAACGGAAGUUGUACCCGAACGUAGAUUUUUACUCUGGUUUGGUGUAUCGCGCGUUGGGUUUCCCGCCGGAAUUCUUUACCGUUUUGUUUGCCAUUCCGAGAGCGGCGGGGUAUUUAGCGCAUUGGAGAGAGCAGUUGGCGGAUCCAGACCUGAAAAUCGCUCGACCGCAACAAGUGUAUAAAGGCGAAUGGUUGAGAGAUUACCCGGAAAUUAACCAAAGAGACGAGCGACAGGAACACAUGGGCGUCGUCAGAGCUUCGAACGCGACGAGACGUCGAAUGGCGGGAACCAGAGGCGGGACUGGAUUUUUACGAGAUCCGGGGUCGCAAAUCGUAGCCACGAAAGAAAUAUCGUUGAGCACGAAAGGGUGGGGGAGUUCCGCCGGCGAACAAGGUUCGAGCGGUAUCGAGCAUUUAACCGGACGUUAG